Messenger RNA from Strongylocentrotus purpuratus (purple sea urchin), 1056 nucleotides. RefSeq names its product caldesmon-like. The transcript has 2 exons. The record is from RefSeq and is a predicted model, not a curated record. Gene Ontology annotation, biological process: protein ubiquitination. NCBI's taxonomy places the organism in Eukaryota, Metazoa, Echinodermata, Echinoidea, Camarodonta, Strongylocentrotidae. Gene Ontology annotation, cellular component: BRCA1-BARD1 complex. The coding region runs from base 17 to 1048 and encodes 343 amino acids.
CGUCCCUAUAUGUGCCAUGGAAACUACCGGGCAAAGUGAAGUCAUCGAGAAGGCAAAAAAUAAACUAAAAAAGCUCGGGAUCACUGACAUCUAUGACCUACCUCCCAGUAAUGACAUUCUCUCAUAUGAGAAAGGGUUGCAGUGGCUUGACCUCCUUCAUGGAUGCCUUCAAAAAGGUGACGAAGGGAUUUUUGCUGACUUAAUACAGCUUUAUUCGUUACCCAGCUUUGAGCGGUUAUGGAACCAAGGGAGAAAGGAUGUCACAGAAGCAGAGAAGAGACACGGAGAAGACAUUAAAGAAGAAGAAGAAGCAAAGAAGUUACUCCAAGGAAGAAUUACAGACUUAGAGCAGGAACUCAACGAGUCCCGUGCAAGUCGCGCAAGCAUAGUCAGUGAAAAUGGAAGACUACAAGAUACCAUGAAGGUUGAACAAGAAAGGCGUGAACAUAGUGAAAGGGCAAUGAUGGAAAACGAGAAAAGAGCAAAACAGAUAAUGGAGACGUACAAGCAGAGGGAGAUGGAAUUUGAAAAGAAAGUACAAUCACAGGGUCUGCGUAUCGAAACAAUGGCUGAAAAAUUACAGGGGACAGAAGAGAAGGCAAGACGUCAGGUUGAGCGACUAGAGACCGACAACGAAGAAAUGAUGAAGAAAUUAGUGUCUAAGCUACAACGGGAAGACACUUUGACAAAAAUGCUAGAGGAGAAGAAGCGAAACGAGACGACUCUAAGACAGCAAGCUGAAGAAUUAAUGAAAGGAACAGAGGGAGAUAGAGCGCGAUUUGAAAAGGAAAAACGGUCAAUAGAAUUAAGUUGGAAGAAGGAGCUUGAUCAUAAGGAACAGCUUAUGGAGCAACUUGAGCGUAGGACAUGGAAGCUGAGAACCAAAAUUCAACUAGAAAGUGAGAUACGAUCAGCAGAGCAGAAGAGGAAAGCAGAGACAUAUCAAUCGAGUUUCAUUCGCUGGGUGGCUUUUGGAAAACAAGCUCAGAGUGGCACAUCAUCAUUUGAGGAUAAUUCAACCGGACUAACAGGGUUACUAACAGGGUGAGAUGCAAU